Messenger RNA from Penaeus vannamei (Pacific white shrimp), 4286 nucleotides. RefSeq names its product endothelial zinc finger protein induced by tumor necrosis factor alpha. Gene Ontology annotation, biological process: regulation of transcription by RNA polymerase II. Gene Ontology annotation, molecular function: RNA polymerase II cis-regulatory region sequence-specific DNA binding; DNA-binding transcription factor activity, RNA polymerase II-specific. The record is from RefSeq and is a predicted model, not a curated record. NCBI's taxonomy places the organism in Eukaryota, Metazoa, Arthropoda, Malacostraca, Decapoda, Penaeidae.
UCUAAUUUCGCUACCUUAAAUAACCCGAAAUACAUCUACGUAAAUCUACAUGUUUCAAAUCCCAUCAGUUUUCGCCGCAACGCAACCCGGAUGCUAGUGUUGUUGUCCGUCGGAAGGUAACUGUAAUGGAUCACUUUCUAAGCGGCCUAGACGCUGGACCGAGCCCAUGGUAUGCAUCCCGUCCCCCAGUGUCUAGCCAUGCCCAUGAGUUUGCAAUUGGCACGAGUUCUUUCCAGUUGAUACCAAUCACUGGCAGUAACAACCACACUCCGAGUAGCCAUACUUCAUAUAGUACAAGCAACACUCUGAAUUCUCACUCAGCCUUCAGAUCUCCGGCAGACCCCAAGGUUAAAUCUGAGGUCAAAGACGACGAUGACAGUCGGGAAAGUAAAUCCCCAACGCCUUCUGUAGCCCUCACCCCUUUGUCAACCAACAUGGCUCACCAUAGCCACAAGGCCAAAAACAGUGAGCGGUGGGACACUAAAAAGGUCUGUAAUAUUUGUGGGAAAGUUCUCUCACGUGGUGACAAACUGAAGAAUCACAUUCGGACACAUACAAAUAAUUUUCCAUUCCAUUGUGAUACGUGUGGCCAAGGGUUUCUCCGUUCGGAAGGACUUCGGGUACACACGAGAAUUCACACUGGAGAACGUCCGUAUAUAUGCAUUGUUUGUGGUAAGGCAUACACAAGGAAAGAUAAGUUAACAAGACAUGCUAUAGUGCACACAGGAGAAAGGCCUUUUGUCUGUCAACACUGUGGGAAGUCAUUUACUCGCAAGGAUAAAAUGCAGCGACAUGAAAUGAUUCAUAAAGUUGAUAAGCCUUUCACAUGUGUCCCUUGUAAUGUAGAGUUUGUGAGACAAGAAACUUACAAUGCCCAUAUGGAGAGGAAGCAUCCCGAACGCCUCCCAUACACUGUAGUGCAACAACCACGUGAAGGCAGCCCAUCAUAUCAUCCUCAAGGACUAAAUCUUUCAAGCAAUGCGGACAGUAAGAGCAGCAGCAGUACAAACAGAUCACACAGCAGCAGCAAACACUCUUCCAGUACUACUAGCAGCAGCAACUCUGCCGGUGCUUCGAACCUUAGUAGCUCUAACAUUGGACACCACAGCACUGUCACUAAUCUUCCAGGUGGUAUUACGCUCCCAGGGGGCUUAACCCUCCCACCUAGCAUUACUCUCCCUGGAGGGUCUUCUAUCCCUGGGAAUCAUGGCAUCCCAGGGGGCCUCACCAUCCCCAGUAGUUCCUCAAUCCCAGGUCUCGCAUCACACCCAAGUAGCCUUCUAAGUGGAAGUUCCCUGUUAGGUGGUCUGCAUGGUAUUAGUGGAUCCAAUGCUUCCUAAAGAAGCCAGAAUGCAGAUAUGUUAAUUUGAGAAAUGUUUGUAUCAGUGUAUAUAACUUGAGUGUGCGUGGUUGUAUGUUCAUACAAUUGCACAUGCAGAUGCAUGCCCGCAUGCGCAAACACACACAAACAUGUACACAUGCAUAUCCACAGAAACAUACAUUUACUUGAACAGGUACACACACACAAAAACACGCAUUUAUACAAAUAUGCAAAAUGUGAAAAUUAACAUAGACAGACACAUACACUUAUGAGUAACAACCAUAUAUGUACAACACCUACUCACAUUCGUUAAUGGAAAUGUGUGUAUCUGUAUGUACAUGCAUAUGUAUUUAUAAAGGAUUGAAUUUUUUAAUAUAAGGCCAUAUUCACUCCAGUUUUAAUAUGAACAUUAUAAACUAUUAUUCAUACCAAAUCAAAGUGGUUGGAAUAUUUUAAUAAUUCAGGUUUCUUGUAUAUCAAAAAGAUACAGCAGUGAGAAGUAGAAGAAAGACUUAUAAAGUUAACAACUUAAUAGUGGCAUUUAUUAAUAACAUGUUGGUCUAGAUAGCUGUAUAAAGAUGUAAGAUAUAUAGUAUGUAUUAUUUUUCUCAUGUUGGACUCGAAAGAACUCAUGCCAUGUCAGAAGUAUGCUGAAGGUUGAACACAAGUUUGGGGAAAUAAAACAAGAACUAAAAAUUUAAGAAUUGAAAUGGAAUUGAUGUAGAGGUCUCAGAUAAGUUUUGUGGGAAUAGUGAAAGGGAAGGGGGAACAGGAAGCUCGGAGAAUCUUGAGACGAGUCACUUUGGAGGAGAUAAAAGAAUAUUUCUUUGUAAAAUGUAUGCAAAAAUAUUACAGUAAGGGUGAGAAGUGUUACUGAAUAUAACACCAAAAAAUAAUGUUAAGCAGUGUGACAUCUAAAGUAUUUUAUCAUCAGUGCAGAAAAAAAGGUAACUAAAAUUUUCAAUGUGAUGUUCCUGAUGAAUAGAUGCACAAAAUAAACACAAAUUAACUAAAGUUCCAUAGAUCAUACUGGGUAUUGUCUUUGAUCUCUGAAUUAUUAUAGAUUAUAUAUAUAUUUUUAAAACCUCACUUAAGUUGAUAGACAGUUAGAAAAUAUGACUUAGCCUUGUACUAGUAAGUAUGAAAAGUCCAACGUGUGUUAUCAAAUAAUUCCAAUUUUCAUAAAUUUGCAUACUGGUAAAAGUUUGUAUGCUAAAUAUUUAUUUCUUAUCGAUAGCCAUUUUAUAUCUUUGACGAUAUAACUAACACAAGAUGUACAGUAAUACUUGGUAACUCAAGAUUAUUGCAUUAGUGUGAGAUUGAAUAAACUUUGAACUUUCAGUGAAUGUUCAAAGUUUUAGUUAUGAAUGCAUGAUGUGAAUACCAGGAAUGCCCUUUUUUUAUUCAUAUAGUGUAAGAGUAAUCUCGAAUGGGGAUGCAAACCUUCAAAUGCCAUAAUCAUAUUUAAUUUGUGAUUUUAUGAAGUAGUAUUUGUGAAGAGAGUUGAGAGGCCUAGUGAACUUCCUAUGUGUUUUAUACCCUAUAUUUGCUCUUCUUCUCCCUCUUCCUCUUCCUCUUCCUCUCUCUCUUCCUCUCUCUCUCCUUCUCCAUCUCCUUCACCUUCUCCCUCAUCUCCCUUCCUCUCAUGUUCCCUGCCAGCUGUCUGAAUGAAUAUCAAUGCCAUUAUGUAUUUUUCCAGCUAUUCUUUAUCUUAUUUUCUUUAAAGUAUACAAUAUUUAACUGUGUGCUUUCUUGUGAUACAGGUCUAUUUUGAAAUUUUGAAAAUGCCUGUAUUUCUUUAAACCUUGAGUAAAUGGCAUUUAGAUUAGGCAUUGUCAAAUUAAGGCUCUGAAGUUAAUUUGUAGAUACGGGAAGUAAUUUGUACAUAAAUAUGAUUUUAAACUACUGAUGCUGUUGCCAAGUUUUGCUAUUGUAGACCCUUCAAGAAGCAAUUUCCUGAUUGGUUUAUAUUAAUUUGUUUUUAACCAUAUCUGUAAACAAGUUCCUUUUUUUUUUUCUUUCUUUUUUAACAAUGUAUUUUCAUUCAAUUUGCAUGCAGUGAAAUGUACACAUGUUGGCAUAUGUUAUGUUCACACAUUUUGACAAGCCUUCAUUUAUUGGAAUACAUGCAGGUGCUGACUUUUAUAUGUUUUGUGAACAUACUCUAAUAUGAUGAUCACAUCUGUUACACGGACUGAUGAAUUAAUAUCUUGACCAGAGCAGUAUUGAAAUGCUCACUUGGCUAGAUGUGUUUAUAUGUGCUGACAUGUUUAUAGAUCUUUUCAUGUGUUCUAUCUUGUUUAAUUGACAUCCACAGGUAUUGAUGUGUACGUUUGUUCUGACAUGCUCUCGUGAAUUGAAAUGUACAUAUAUGACAAUUUAUUUACAGGUCUUAAUGUUUACAUUUGUGCUGAUACCUUCAUAUGUUCCCCUGUGAUCAUAAAAAGUUCUCAGCCCAAACUUGGCAUUUGAUUGAUUCUUUUAUGUACAACGAUAUUCUAACUAUUUAGAUGUUUGUUCAAUUCUUCCCAGAUGAACUUAAGUUAUCACACCUUGUACGUAGGGAGUGUAGGUCAACAGGGAAAUCUUAUGCAAAGAACACAAUUGGUAAAAUGUUGGGUCGAGUGCCUGCUCUGUGUCUGGCCGCAUGGAUAUUGCUGCCAGUCCUGUUUUGUGGACAAACAAAUUUAUUUUUAAGGAAAACAGCAUUUGCAAAACACAGAAUUAUUCCAUUACUGUAAGAUAUAUGUGAAAAAUUGACUUUUCUUUUGGAUUACAGUAUACCAGUGCUAUAUUUUUUACUAAACUGUAUAACCAGAAUAGCACUGCUGGAGGUCUACAUCCUUGACCUCUUUCUUGAUUUUAAGGACACUAGAACUAGUUAGAAAUGACAACUUCUCAUGUGGAUUAUAUCUUGUAUAUGAAACAUUGUAUAAACAAAAUAAAAUCAGGCCUACCUUUAGUU